AACUUAAUUUGCUCGUGGCACACGGGCGCACACGUACUCAGUGGUAUUCGGACGUCACUACGAUCGUGACGUUGACACGUACUUUGACAUAUAUUUUCUAUUCUCCGGCUGUCUGUAUUUUCUAUGUAACCGCUCAAGUGUCGUCGCUUAACAAGGUUUGCUUGCGUCGACAACACAUUUUUCCCGAAACAAUUAUUAUUACCGUUUCACUGGAUAAAGAGAGCUCGAGAUAGCUCUCAAGUUCCUAAGGGCGUUUCGUGGGACAAUAAUUCCUUCCCGCAUCCGUUCGUCUACGAAGCUACCACGAUUGCUAACAAAAUGCGACGUUCUCAUUCAGGGGGUUACGGCUACGAACCUUUACCAAGUACGUCUACCCACAAUGCUGUGGAGGACGAGAACGAGAGGAUGACUGAAGAACUGAAGGACAAAAUACAUGCUUUGAAAUCAUUGUCGAUCGACAUUGGUACCGAAGUGAAAUAUCAAGAUAAAGUGCUAAGAGGCAUGGAUGAUGACUUUGAGAGGACAAGCGGUUCGCUAUCUGGUUCCGUGGCGCGUGUCUUGCGUCUGGCAAAGGCAGGCCACAAUUAUUACAUCCUAUAUUUGUUUCUUUUUUCUAUAGCAGUAUUCUUCGUGUUGUGGAUAGUGUUGAAGUUUAAAUGAUUGUACGUAAGAUCUAUAGCUAAGGUGAAAUGUAUAUAAAACGCAUUUAGGAUAAAAGUAGAUAUUUUAAAUAAGUUAUUUGACUAGACUUGGAUUUUUUGCAUUGUUUUAUCGUACAGGAAGUACUCUACUCUCAUUUUAUAGACUAACAUACACGUGUCGAACGUAAAUAUUAAUUUUAGAUGAGUAGCGAAAUAUGGUGGACUCUUGGAUGAAGGAAAUAAAUAUUUUUUUACGAAUCUGUAUACGCUUAAAUAAAGAAUUGCAUGUGUAAGUAAUA
Molecule: messenger RNA, 940 nt
Organism: Vollenhovia emeryi
Lineage: Eukaryota; Metazoa; Arthropoda; Insecta; Hymenoptera; Formicidae
Gene: Bet1
Product: BET1 homolog
Exons: 5
Coding region: 319-660 (113 amino acids)
Biological process (GO): endoplasmic reticulum to Golgi vesicle-mediated transport; vesicle fusion with Golgi apparatus
Cellular component (GO): Golgi trans cisterna; SNARE complex
Molecular function (GO): SNAP receptor activity
Source: RefSeq, a predicted model, not a curated record